Messenger RNA from Schistocerca gregaria, 3207 nucleotides. RefSeq lists its product as uncharacterized. The transcript is spliced from 2 exons. NCBI's taxonomy places the organism in Eukaryota, Metazoa, Arthropoda, Insecta, Orthoptera, Acrididae. Bases 155 to 1093 code for a protein of 312 amino acids. The record is from RefSeq and is a predicted model, not a curated record.
ACCUUCAGUCCACGCAGAGCGCAGUUGACAUACAGUUUCAGUAAGGUCUCCGUGAACAGUGCAACUUGUCUUAGCUAUUCGAAGAAUAUCUCAGUGCUUUUUUUCGCUUUCUUGACGGUUUCGUAGUAUCAGUUAGCUCGCUCCACGGUACGUUAUGUCGUCGCAGGCUGCUGAUGAACCAGAAGUAAACGGGAUUAUGUGCUACUUCCCUUGGCUUCCAUACUAUCGUAGGUAUCAGAUUGGGUUUGAUAUAAUUGUUAACGCCCCCAAUGCACAACAGGAUUCUUCCUUGGCGGGUGAAUCUCAGCGCUUGAUACACGUUGGACUGUGCUUUCCAGAUGGUUUUAUCUGUGAGCCUGCACACUUCGGUGGAGUGCCAAAUCCCUCUUCAUUCAGAGCUGAUGCGCCAUACUUCUACCCUCCACACCCUCAUUUCCAUCCACCGAUGUACCCAGUUUAUCCACAUGCAACGCCACCCUUUCAUCAUCAUGUAUCAAUGGACUCUCAUGGACCUAUGAUGUGGCAAGAACAACGUGAUUCUCGUGUGACUGUUUAUGUCGUAAAUGGUGAGCCAGGGGAAUUUAUGACAAUUGACGAUGCACCGUGCGAAGUCAUAAAACAGUGUGAGAUGUGUAGAGAGUUUCACAGGAAGCCAGAACAUAUUCAAAAGAAGAAAUCUGAACGUGUUCGUAAACGCAGACCUUCAAAGCAGCUGCACAAAGAGUCAAGACAUCCAUGUCAGCUUCCAUCAACCUCAGGAACCACAGGCCACAGGGAUACAUGGUAUGCUGCACCAUUCACAGCCAGCGAAACUGUCGCCACAGACACAACAAAACAUCUGCAAAAUCAAGAUGAGCGUAAAUUGUCUCAGCAAAUGGGAGAGGAACAUCAGCAUGGGCCACAUGAUGGCGUGCAAGGAAUACAAGACGAAAGUGAUACUGAUAGUGUCACAUCAGUUUCCAGCCAGUCUACUGCUUCCACUAUCACUGAAGAAAAGGAUUGUUUGGGUUUGGAUGGUCAGAAUAAUGAUUUAAGUGUGCUUCAGGCCUUUGAAAAUCUCAGCACAGAUCCUGAUGUCAAUAAUGACAACUAAAUAGGUGACUAGGUGAAUCCUGUCACACAUCCUGAAUUCAAGUCUAUGUAUUAAUUAGAACAUGUGUUACAAGGUCAGAGGAUUCUAUAUUGUAGUUACAAAGGACAUAAAUAUGCAGUAAUUAUAGGUUUUUGCUUUAGAAAAAUGUUAAUAUUGGAUACAAUGUAUAAGAAAUGUAGUUUGUCAAGGCAAUCAUAAGAUGCUUGGUCAUUAAUUCCAAAAGAGAUGGAGUGCACAACAUUGAUGUGGCCACUGUGUACUUUUGGUGACAGAGACCAUGACAACAGCAGCUGUGUGAUUAACAUGCCACAUUAUUAAAUAAAGUUCAAGACGUAUAUAUGUAUGAAGACAGAUAUUGUGGUCAUUAUAAAACAUGACAAAUUAUUGCCAGAUACUAAUUUUGAUAUGUGUUCUGUAUGUGACAGAUAGUAUUAAAAUUCUGGUAGAUCUUUCUAACUAUAUUUAAAAAAAUAUGUCACCUUCCUGGCAACAGCCAUAGUUAUGGUUACCUACAAAAUGUAGUAAAAAUAGCUCUCAUUCUAUAUGAAUAAUUGCAUUACAAAUUAUUACUUAUAAACAUAUUAUUCCCGUAUAUUUUUAAUGAAUCAUAUUUGUAUAUGGUCUGUCCUAUACAUCAACACAACAAUGCGCUGCUUCCCAUAUAAUUGUAAAUGGUUAUAUUAGAUGACGUUUACAGGUUUCUGAAGUUUAUUUGCGAUUGUGAAAGGGCGUUUCCUGAUUGAUGGCACUAUAAAAUGCCUUUAAUACAUAUUGCCCAAAUAUGCCUUUAGAAAAUGUAACAUUAUUUCUCACAAUGGUGACAGCUGGGAUCUUUUUGUACACAAGCAUAUACUGUUUGUCUCAAGUUUUCAACAGCUGUAGUCUUAAAUCUUUUUAUGCGCAUAUGUACUUUAGAUUUUUAAACAUAAAAUAUUUACGCUUUUGCUAUAAAGAGUGUUUUGUACUACAGGCAUUGAUUUAAAGGUUUUCAGUAGAUGAUAGAAUGUCUCCCAAGCAGUAAAAGUGCUCGGCUAUGUGGGAGUAAUGUGCCAUGUACUACCAGUGUCAACUAUUUGUUUCUUAAUACUACUUGUGGCAUUAUACACCAAUUACUGAGUAUAAAAGAUCUGUGGUGGGAGAGAAUAAGGAGUUUACCAUGGUGAUUGGUGAUUCCUAUUGUGUACCGAUCUUUCGACAGUGGUUGUACGAAUUUUCACUGAUAUUUACACAUGAUUUAGAAAUGAGUAGUUCACAUAUUUCAGUCAAUGAAUAAAAAUGUAAGUAAAAUAAAUAUCAUGUCCAAUAGUAAACAUAUAAAACGCAACUGCUAUGUUAAUAGAAUUUUCAACAAAAUACAUAACUGUUUGAUGGAUAAGUGUAAUAUAGAAACUUGGAACUGUAACAGCAGUCAGUUUUUUUAUUGUGGAAUGUUAGAGAAUGAUAGCCAAAAUGUAAUUUGUAAGAAGAUCAGAUAUUUUUGUUGAAGCAGAAUAUUGUUACUGUGUGAUUGACAUUUGGAUGUUGGCAAUAACACUUCACUGGCGUAGCUGCAUAGUUUCUGCUCUACAGUUUGAAAUGGUUUCUUAAAAUAUCAGCUUAUUGAUGAUUAAAGGUGAUGUGUAAAAUUUUUGUGGGUAUGAAGUGAAAAAAGAAUAUCAAAGAUAUUUUUUCUACAAAGUGUGAGGAAUGAACAUUUAGCCUCUUUAUAAUGUACUGUGUCAUAUAUAAUUGUUAAUUACAUCCUAAUAUGUUGUAACGCAGCAUACUGAAAAAUUUCUGGUCUAAUGAAAAUAAAUUUGUGGAGAAUGUUUUUCAAAGAAUGUAUUAUGUACGUACUACAACUCAUAGAAUGCAUGACUAAAGGAAUUGGAUAAAAAACACCUCCAGUUGAUAAUGGUGCUUUCCAACCCUAUUGCUCCAAGUAUACUGACAAUACUUAAAAUGUAAAAUUUUUUUAUCAUCCACAUAAAUAAACUAGUGAACCUUCACACACACAAAAUGAUUAUGGAAUUUGCACAUUUAUCUUUAGAUUAUUUUUCCUAUUCAGUUUUUAUAGUAAUAUAUCAUAUGUAUAUUUCUCAGUAAUUAAAGAAUUUAUACCAUGAACCAACAAA